Molecule: messenger RNA, 477 nt
Organism: Ruditapes philippinarum (Manila clam)
Lineage: Eukaryota; Metazoa; Mollusca; Bivalvia; Venerida; Veneridae
Product: polyunsaturated fatty acid 5-lipoxygenase-like
Exons: 1
Coding region: 1-477 (158 amino acids)
Molecular function (GO): protein binding
Source: RefSeq, a predicted model, not a curated record
AUGGGUGACGUCACAUAUAGUAUUGACGUAAAAACUGGAGAUAGACUUUUCAGCGGAACUGACGCUAACGUUUACAUAAAACUGCACUGCAACAAUGGUGAUUCUACGGAAGAAAAACUCCUGGAUUGCAUGUUUAGAAAUGAUCUUGAAACUGGUCAACUGGACAAUUUUGAUUUCAAGCGCCAGAAAAAUUUGUCGUCUGUCGAUUUCAUAGAAUUUUGGCGGGACGACGCCGGUAUCCUUGAUGACUGGUACGUUGACUACAUCAAGGUUACAAAAAUGACGUCUGCAAAGGAGUUAUACGAGUUCCCUCUGUUUAGAUGGAUAAAAGCCGGUACGAAAUAUAAGAUUGUUAACUAUGAUACCAAUUUACCGCAAACAGAACCGUACACAGACCAAAGAAAGAUGGAAUUAGAGGACAAAAGACAAAAGUAUGAACUUGGGCCCCAUUUUGAAGGAGCACCUAGUCAGGUAUGA